Messenger RNA from Lecanosticta acicola, 1671 nucleotides. Lineage: Eukaryota; Fungi; Ascomycota; Dothideomycetes; Mycosphaerellales; Mycosphaerellaceae. The record is from the annotation of a GenBank genome assembly.
AUGGUCCCGAAUGAUGUCUUUCCGACACUGCAUACAACCACCAGACUCAUCGUCGACUCCGAAGGUACGAAUCACCAGGAAACGUGUCGUUCUCACCUGACUCGCUUCUAGACGACACGGUGUAUGACGUGCAGUUCUACCCGUAUGGCGCAGUUGACGACGAUCAAAUAUUCGCAGUCGUGUCUGGGAUCAACGUAAGUAUUGCGCCAUAAGCGGCCUCGCCCCGAGUCGGCUUGGCUGAGCUAAGCUAAACCCCGUCAGAUAAUCGUUUGUCGGCCGAAGCUGGAACUGGAACAGGGCUUUGAAAUCCUCACGUGGCUUAAGGAUCAAGAAGUAAGGCAUCCUCCACCUUGUGUAAUCAUCUCGCUUAUGAUGAAGUCUAGUCAUCACCACGGCCCAUCUUCAACAGCUUGGUCUGGGCGAGGCACCCCGUGACGAAGAAACCGUUGGUAUGUGUAGCAGGCCACAUACCUAAGCAUAUCAAAAUUCUGGAUGUCGAAAGCGGGGAGCCCUUCGGCACGCUAUCAGGCCAUGGCAAAGGCAUCAACGACCUCGCUGUAUCCCCGCUGUCUACCAGCCUCCUUGCAUCAUGCGCAGAAGAUAGCACCAUUCGUCUGUGGAACCUAGAGCCCGAGUUUCAACAACAGCCUUGUGUGGCUGUUCUUGCCGGUGAGGGCCACAAACAGCCUCUUCUGGCUAUUCACUUCCAUCCCAACGGGAAAUGGCUCUUGUCUGGCGGAAUCGAUACAGCGGUCUGCCUGUGGGCGGUGCCAGGGCUUGAUGAGUUCCACCGAUCUCCAGAGGCGGAAAACCAGGAGCCGAUGAUAAUCUAUUAUCCUUCCUUCUACUCCAAGGAGCUGCACUCGAAUUAUGUUGACAGUCUGGCAUUCUACGGUGAUCUCAUCAUCUCAAAAUCCGCUAGAGAUCAGGUUGGCGAAGGAAAGGACAAGAACGAGAUCCUCAUAUGGAAGAUAGACGGCUUCGACUCAAGCCAGCCUCGGCCUUCAGAGCCUGCCAUACCCGUUCCUGGCGUUUCAACGCGCUCUGCUUUCGAACACGACCCUCGAUUUCGCGGAUUCCAGCGCCUCUUGACGUUGUCGCUCACGCACUGUGACCGCUUCUACCAUCGUUUUGGACUCCUUCACGCUCCCGGUACGAGACCCAUUCUCGCAUUCGGCAAUCAACAGGGUCUUUUCACUUUCUGGGAUCUUCAACGAUUUGACGAGGGUCUCCCCUGGCAAGAGUCGCCCGCAAAGAAUUCCAAAGCUGCUCGCAAGACGCCUGCACCAACGGAAGAUGCGCCGAUUGAUCCUGAAGAGCUGCAUCGCAGCGAUGAUGAUCAGGAGGAAGCUGAAACAAAUUGCAAGCUGCCUGUUCUCAGAUUUCUGAAUCUGCACACCUGCUAACGCACCGACAGUGAGCCCUUCUGGCGCAGACACUGAGCCGGAAUACCCGCUUGGUGACCGGUACCAGCCGCUCGAGCCUCACCACAAGCGUCUUGCUGAAACCAAGUUCCACGAUCAGAAGGAGCAGGCCACUUCUCAAAUCGCCUGGAGCCCGGAUGGGACGUGGAUGGUCGGGGUUGGAGAUUGGGGUAUGGUGACCAUCUGGCACCGAGACAAGGCAGUCAUCGGAUCAGAAAGCACCACCCUUAAGAAUGUUCCAGGGUGA